CGCUUGCCAAACCAGUUUGGAGAGGAGAACUAGUUCCCCCGGACAGGUAAAUAGCACAAAAUGUUUGGGCUAUUAGGGCAUCUGUUCAAGUUGCAGUUCGUCUUCGUGGUGGCCGCCGUUUUCGCCGGCAUUUACCACGUCGAGAUUAGGCAAUUCCUGCGCCAAUACUCGGACUUUUAUUUGAACAAAGCCGGCCAGGAGGAUGCCAUUCCGGUAAAGUACCAAGCCGGGCUCUUUACACCGGCUGAACUCUCACAGUUUGAUGGCGAGGAAGGUCGUCCGAUUUACCUGGCCCUGCUGGGAUCGGUCUUCGAUGUCUCCCGGGGCAUCAAGCACUAUGGAGCCGGCUGCAGCUACAACUUCUUUGUCGGUCGGGAUGCCUCCGUGUCGUUUAUUUCCGGUGAAUUCGAGAAUUACAACCCGGAAACGGCGGACGAUGUGCUCACCCUGAAGCCGGAUGACCUGUUAGGCCUGGCCAACUGGCGUGACUUUUACGAGAAGGAUUACGUCUACAAGGGCAAGCUCAUAGGUCGUUUUUACGAUGACCAAGGACAACCAACCACCUAUUACCACAAGUACCUGGAGCUGCUGCAGCUGGCCCAGGUAGCCAAGAAGCAGGUGGAGGAGCUGCGCUCCCGCUACCCGGGCUGCAACAUUGAGUGGAGCGAGGCCACGGGUACCCGGGUGUGGUGCACCAAUUCCAGCGGUGACGGCAAGGAGCGCUCCUGGGCAGGACAUCCGCGAAAACUGUAUAGCCGCGGCAACAAGAGCUUCCAGUGCGCCUGUGUGCCGGAGUCGGAGCUGGAUGAGAUCGAUGCGAGCGGCAAGGCAGCCAUUGGGGAUGCCAUGCUCAAGCCCUACGACAAUUGUGAGCCGCGGGCAAAGGAGUGCUUCUACAGGGUAUGAGCGAAAGGGAGCUGCAUAUGUGUAAAUACCUGUACUUAACUCGUAAUAAAGCUAGAUUUCUUUGAGUGUA
This is a messenger RNA of Drosophila kikkawai, 976 nucleotides long. Its product is annotated as neuferricin homolog. The record is from RefSeq and is a predicted model, not a curated record. Lineage: Eukaryota; Metazoa; Arthropoda; Insecta; Diptera; Drosophilidae. Gene Ontology annotation, cellular component: endomembrane system; membrane.